AUGCCCAGCUGCGUCUCCACUUUCCCUUUCGCCUUCCACCAUCUAACCACUAAAAAUUAUCGCCAACGCAACCCUGACACGGUUUCAAAGCCCACAGUUCGCUUUCCUUCCGCUGCGAUCACCAACACGAUGCACCGCAGAGGUUCAAGCUUCACUAUAAGCCAUACACAAGGGGAGACACAUGCUGGUUCAAGCUCGUUCUUUCUCGCCCCCAACAAAAAUGGCAUCGGGAAGACCGCCGCUCGCAGACAAGGCCUUCCCACCUCUCCCCUUCCAACCAACAACGACACCACAUUUGUGGGUGCUACAUUGACGAGCUCACAUACUCAGAUGGCUUCAGGUGCCGAUGACAAACGCCCUAAGCUUGCGAUUCGAACCACUAUGCCGCUGACUGAACACAACGACUCGUCCACUAUUCGGCAGACGACGCCCAAGCCCAGAUUCGAUCCAGUCAAAGCUUUCAGAAAUAGUUUCCGGAGUAGGUUAUUAGAAAACGAUGAUCCCGGAAAUACCAGUGAAAAUAAGAGAUGGAAAGGCAAAGAAAGAGCGGAUUUCGAACCGGUGGAUGAGUUGAGAGAGAGUAAGGUCGCAGCCAAGGCGCGGGAAAUCAGAGAGUGGAUGAAAGGAAAGUCGGGAUCGGAAAUACACCGUUCCGUGGGGUACUACUCGAGUCAUCGCAGCAAACAGGGAAAUGGCGAGGCAAGCCGUAACAUAUCCGCCAAUACUCGUCAAACCAUGGGAGGGGGAGUACGAGAUUUAUUCAAGAACAAGGGCCGACUAGCUCGAGAACCUCGCGAUCGCGGUCCCAAGGCAGGCCAGACGUACGAGAUUGUCAAUAGACGCAUCAUCGAGAAUAACCCCGACAGAACAGUCGAGAUAUCAACGUGGCGUCGGGAACCUGAUACCCCCAAGGUGCCCAAACCGAAAGAUGAAGAUGAUAAGAUGAGCAUUUAUUACAUCAGUGCUGAUGAAUAUCCGGUGGAGGGUGAAUUUGCCAGUGAAGCUAGCCCGCAAGUGGAAUGGAGAGCGGAAGACGUUCAGGAGAUUUCAAUGACUCCGUCGAAUCGAAGAAAUGGAACCACCAAGAUUCGAAAACAAGAAGAGGGGAAAUCACAUUCCCGACGUUACCGUUCCGAGGUCACGUCCCCUUUGUCGGUGUCGAGAGAAGGCACGAUUUCUCCUAGCGCAAGUGAAAAGGACCUAAAGACAUCGCAACAGCCUGCGAGAGGUAUACAACAAAAUGGAAGAGCUUUCGCUGACCGCGGCAUGCCAGGAUCAUCAACACCAAAAGCGAAUGGGAAUAUGACGAUGAACCAAAGCACCCGCUCCAACACGCGGCCGCAUCGAGACCGCUACAAAGAGAAGGAGCUCCCUCAGUGCCCGUUCCACCCUACCGAGUCGGGAUCCACAAUCAGUAGCAUCAAGUCGGAGGGCACAGUCGAGUUUGAAUCCAUUCUCGAAAGCUGCGAACCGUCUUUGCUGCAUACUGCUCCUAUUUUGAGGAGCCUGGGGAUCCGCCGGGUCGAGCACAUGCGGGCAGUGGCGCGCUUGACGCCGAGCACGCGCGAUAGAGAGGUCAAAGAGGACGCACUGAGAUUGGGCAUCACGGUGAUGGAGUGGGCGAUUUUUGUCGAUAGGAUACUUUCUGUAUGA
This is a messenger RNA of Psilocybe cubensis, 1653 nucleotides long. RefSeq lists its product as uncharacterized. The transcript has 3 exons. The record is from RefSeq and is a predicted model, not a curated record. Lineage: Eukaryota; Fungi; Basidiomycota; Agaricomycetes; Agaricales; Agrocybaceae. The coding region runs from base 1 to 1653 and encodes 550 amino acids.